Ipomoea nil (Japanese morning glory) is the source of this 927-nucleotide messenger RNA. RefSeq names its product receptor kinase-like protein Xa21. NCBI's taxonomy places the organism in Eukaryota, Viridiplantae, Streptophyta, Magnoliopsida, Solanales, Convolvulaceae. The record is from RefSeq and is a predicted model, not a curated record. The coding region runs from base 17 to 811 and encodes 264 amino acids. The transcript is spliced from 2 exons. Gene Ontology annotation, molecular function: protein kinase activity; ATP binding. Gene Ontology annotation, biological process: protein phosphorylation.
GAUUUUAACAAAUGGGAUGCACGUAGCUGUCAAGGUUUUUCGUUUGGAACAUGAAGGUUCACAUAGGAGUUUCGACAGCGAAUGUGAGGUUUUACGCAACAUUCGUCACAGAAAUCUCACAAAGGUCCUUGGCAGUUGCUCCAACUUGGAUUUUAAAGCAUUGGUGCUACAGUACAUGCCCAACGGGUGUUUACACAAGUGGUUAUAUUCUCACAAUUAUUACUUGAAUAUGAUACAAAGAGUGAGUAUAAUGAUUGAUGUGGCUUCGGCCUUGGAAUAUCUUCACAAUGGUUACUCCAAGCCUAUUAUCCAUUGCGACUUGAAACCCAACAAUGUCUUAAUAGAUGCUGAUAUGGUGGGACAUCUGAGUGAUUUUGGUGUUGCAAAGCUCUUAGAAGAUGGGAAUUCUAUUGACAUUACAAACACCCUAGCAACACUUGGUUACAUUGCUCCAGAGUAUGGACAAGAAGGACUUGUGUCCACGCGUAGUGAUAUGUACAGUUAUGGUAUCAUGAUGCUUGAAGUUUUCACAAGGAUUCAACCUGCAGAUGAAAUGUUCAACGAAGAUUUAAGUCUAAGAAGUUGGGUGCACAAUGCAUUUCCUACAAAUAUAAGUCAGAUUAUAGACCCAAACUUACUUAAACCGGAUGAAGAAAGGUACGAUGAAAAAUUGCAAUGUGCAUUGGCUAUCUUUGAGGUAGGCUUGAAAUGCUCAGCAGAAUCCCCUCGAGAGAGGAUGGCCAUCAAUGAUGUGUUACCAGCAUUGGAAAAGAUCAAAGUUAAACUUGUUUCGCUGUAUGCGAGAACUUGAAGUAGUAUGCAUAGCAUAUCAUAUUGUAUACCUAUUUCUUUAAAAUGCAAAUAAAAUGUGACAGUUGCUAUUGUAGCUUUCUGCAUAUUUAUACACCUAAUUUUAUUUGCCUCUUA